Messenger RNA from Dovyalis caffra, 321 nucleotides. The record is from the annotation of a GenBank genome assembly. NCBI's taxonomy places the organism in Eukaryota, Viridiplantae, Streptophyta, Magnoliopsida, Malpighiales, Salicaceae.
AUGGAAGGAGAUAACAAAGGAGACACAGACAUGGGUUCCCCUUCAAAUUCACAGCAAACAAUUUCUGAUGAUGAUGAGAUAGAUUAUACUGUAAAGCCAGAAUUCUACGACCCAGAACUUGACGAUAAAGAUGAAUUAUGGGUUCAAAAGAAAAGGAAAGGAAGUGAUUCUGAUGCUGUUCUUAGUUGUCCUGCUUGUUUCACCACUCUUUGCCUUGAUUGUCAAAGGAUGUAUAAUGAUUGGAAUGUGGUGCUUGACUGUUGUCUGUGGCAAUGUGAAACCUCGCAUACACGAGAUGAAGUAGUUGGACUUUGGAGAUGA